AUGCUAGCUCGGCUCUCUCAAGUUAUCCGUGUUCUGGAUGGUAGAGAUCCUCUGUCCGCCGAUAGAGAGGAGCAAGGUCUUCCGCCUGUCAGCGAAGAGGAGUGUCAAAACACCAACGGCGACGGAAGACGGAUCACAAUCAUCGGUACAAAUAACGAUGCACUGGUUCCACCAAACGACAAGCUCCUCGCGUUUCGUUCCCUGACAGGCAUAGACACUGUGCCUGCUCUGGCAAGCAACGGUCAUGCGAGGCGGGUUGCCCCGAACAUUGGCUUGUACUUCCGCGUCGUCCAAGCAGAGCAAAAGGCAGCCAAGAAUUAUCGCUUCUUUCACAUCGCUAUCAACUUCUGUCUUGGAGCGCAGAUCAUCAUAGGCGCCGCGUUGACAGCAAUCGGGGCAGCUGAUGGCUCUCGUCAUGCGAUCACUGGGCUCGGUGCUAUGAACACGAUCAUGGCGGGCAUACUUACCUAUCUCAAAGGAUCUGGCCUUCCUGACAGGUUCAAGAUCCAAGAGAAUCAGUGGAGAGAGAUCCGUGAGCACAUUGAGCAACGAGAGCGAGAACUGUGCCUGGCAGACUGCACUCUUGACGCGCAGGAGGAGGUCUUUAUCAUUGAAGAGAUGUACAACCAGGCCAAAGCUGAGCUAGAUGCAAAGGGACAUGGAAUUCGAUACUUUAAUGGAGUGCAUCAUUCUCACCAAAAGACGCAAAAUACGCCAAUACGACCCAUAGUUCAGAGGCCGUCCGUCAAGGUCGCUCAGUCAACAGAUACGCUCGCUACGCCGCCGCCAGCAGCUGUGAGAGAAGGGGCAGGGUUGUCGGCCAAAAUGCCGGUAAAUGUCGUGCUCUGA
This is a messenger RNA of Trichoderma reesei QM6a, 849 nucleotides long. RefSeq lists its product as uncharacterized. The transcript has a single exon. The coding region runs from base 1 to 849 and encodes 282 amino acids. NCBI's taxonomy places the organism in Eukaryota, Fungi, Ascomycota, Sordariomycetes, Hypocreales, Hypocreaceae. The record is from RefSeq and is a predicted model, not a curated record.